Messenger RNA from Fragaria vesca subsp. vesca, 2725 nucleotides. Its product is annotated as probable disease resistance protein At5g66910-like. Bases 187 to 2634 code for a protein of 815 amino acids. The record is from RefSeq and is a predicted model, not a curated record. Gene Ontology annotation, molecular function: ADP binding. NCBI's taxonomy places the organism in Eukaryota, Viridiplantae, Streptophyta, Magnoliopsida, Rosales, Rosaceae. The transcript is spliced from 6 exons. Gene Ontology annotation, biological process: defense response to fungus.
AAUAUUCCAAACUCAUACUGUCCACAUUUUCUUCUCCUUUCAAUCAUCUAAGACCGCGUCUGUUUACAACUUCUAGGAGAUCGUCAAGCCUUCAGAACCAGCACCGAUAAUCCACCCGGAUCGGAGGAGCUCAAAUUGAAAUUUGUUUUGAUCGGAACAAUACAAGUUGGGUGCGGUUCUGUAGUUAUGGCAGACGUGGUAAGUCCUAUUAUUAAAACUAUUAGCUUGUUUAUAAAUGUUGGUAUGAAGGUGUACGAGGUUCAUUCAAAUUUCGAUUCGCGGACGAAAAGUGUCGUGAAAUGGCUGCAGUCUCUUCUACCUGUGAUAAAACAGUUUGAGAAAUUAAACGAUCCGACGUAUAUGAAGAUCGUCAAAGAUCUUGAAAGUAAACUGAAGGAAGGCCAAACUCUCAUCGAAAACUGUACAGAGGUUUCAGCGUUGGAAUUAAUAAAAAAACAUAGUCUCACCAAAGAUCUUCGUGAACUGAUAGAAGAUAUUUCCCGACUGUUACUGGUGCUGGAGACGCACACAAAAUUCAAUUUAAAGGAGAGACGCGAUGAUGCUGGUGUGCUUACAAGUUUCACAUGCGAACUCCCAGAUUCUCCACAGUUUACAGUCGGACUGGAAAAGCCUUUGGUGGAACUGAAGAUGAAGCUUCUAAUUACAAAAGGAACGUCGCUCCUUGUGUUAACUGGUCCCGGAGGAUUUGGGAAAACAACUUUGGCUAAAAAGUUUUGCGAGUACAAGGACGUCACAGAUAAAUUUGGGAGCAAUAUCUUCUUUAUCAGGGUUCCGAAAUAUUUUGACUUGAACCGUAUGGACCCUGAUGAACGGCGGCAAAGAGAAAGUAUGAUCAUAUCGGAGAAUAUUCUACAAAAACUUCAUCACUGCAUGCUUUCCCGGCCGGCUGCUUCUUCCUCCCAAAUAGAAGCACCUGCAGUUCAUAAAGGGCUGAAAGAGUUUCUGACAGAAGCAGGGAAAAAACCUUUAUUGUUGGUCUUUGACAGCGUUACGCCCAAGACGGAAUUCCUUAUUGAUAGGUUUUAUGAUGAAAGCAAAGAAAUCGAAAUGCUAGAUUAUAAGAUUUUGGUGACAUCAAGAUCUAAACUUUCAAGAUUUGAUUCAUAUUAUAUGAAAUCAUUGAAAAAAGAAGAUGCAAUGAUUCUUCUUAAUCGUUUAUUAGAAGACAAAUGCCGCGAUAUUUCAGAUGAUACUAAAGAGCAGGUACUAGAGCAUUGUAAGGGACUUCCACAAGCCAUUGAAGGGGUUGUACAGUUACUUCGUGACCAGCCUCCACAGACAUGGAGAACAGAAGGAGGGAAUAUGCAACGCGGUUCCGUUCUUGAUUCCGUUGAUGAUUUGCUUUACCGCCUCCAAUCCAGUGUAGAUGCCUUGGAUGAAAAACAGUCGACCGUUAAAAAAUGCUUCAUAGACCUUUGUGUAUUUCUUAAAGACCAACCUAUCCCAGCCGCUGCGCUCAUUGAUAUCUGGACAGAGUUGCAUGAGCUAAUAGGUGAAGACGAUGAGAGCAUUGCAAACCUCCACCGGCUCACUCAGAGUUGUUUUGCUAAUCUUCUGUUCCCAAGGAGAGAUAAGACCGAAGUGGAGGACGAUGAUAGCUACUACAGUCAACAUUUUGUUUCUCAGCAUGAUAUACUGAGAGACUUGGCCAUCCGUCAGAGCAAUUGGGGAAUAGAAAGUGGAGAUAGACUUGUUAUAGACGUGACUAAAAAAUCUUUUCCCAAGUGGUGGAAAGACAAAAUGUAUCAUCAACCUGUCCAUGCUCGCCUAGUAUCUAUCUCAACUGAGAGAGAAUUCCCAAAAGAAUGGGACAAAAUGAAGCUACCAAAAGCUGAGGUUCUUGUUCUUCACUUCCAGGCAGAGACCUACGCCUUGCCCAACUUCCUCAAUACAAUGUCAAGGUCAUUGAAGGUUCUCAUAGUCACAAAUCAUGGUCAGUUACAUGCCAAAGUAAGUGGAUUUAGACUAUUGGGUUCAUUAUCUACCCUAAAGAGAAUAAGAUUAGAGGGCAUUUCAAUUUCUUCCAUGAAGACGAACUCCAUGGCCAUGAAGAAAAACUCCAUGAAAGUAAAAAGUCUACUGAAGAUAUCCUUAUUCAUGUGCGACUUUGAUCAAGCUUCUAGCAGAAAGUCCAUCAAAAUAUCAAAAUCAUUUCCAAAUCUAGUGGAGAUGAACAUUGAUUAUUGCAACAAUUUGAAGGAACUGCCUGCCGAGCUUUGUGGUCUUAAAAAGCUAAAGAAGCUCAGUAUCACCAACUGUGAUAAACUACAUUCCUUGCCUGAAGAUAUUGGAAAUCUGGUCCAAUUAGAAGUGUUAAGGCUAUUGGCUUGCAUAAAAUUGUUACAGUUGCCUGGCUCGAUUAGCAAACUCGCACAGUUAAUACUUUUUAACAUAUCUGAUUGCUGGAGCAUUAAGGAGUGGCCUGAAAUUGGUGGGAUGCACUCUUUAAAAACGCUUAUUGUGAGACACUGCCCAGGGUUGAGAAAGCUACCUCAAUCAAUUUCGAAUUGGCAGCCGGAGAUGAAAGUGAUAUGCGAUGAAGAGACAAGAGAGUCAUGGGGUGACUUACCCUCUGGCAGUAAAAUAAACAUAAAGGUUAUCAAGUCUAAUUGACAUACCCAUCUCUACUCCGACGAUGAUGGUUAUGGUUUGAUUUUUUUUUUCUUUCCAAUUCUUCUCUAAUUUCCUCUUCCCCUAUACCCAC